Molecule: messenger RNA, 1596 nt
Organism: Notodromas monacha
Lineage: Eukaryota; Metazoa; Arthropoda; Ostracoda; Podocopida; Cyprididae
Source: the annotation of a GenBank genome assembly
AUGGGAGGUCUGGGCCAAGAGAGUGCCGGGAUUGUUACCUCCGACGGCAGCGAAGCUGAGCUUAAGCUCCACAAGGGUCAUGGUCUUGUCAGCUCAAUUUUCUCCGAGGACCUGCUCUACAAGCUUCAAGGAAACUUGGGCAUUGGUCACACCAGGUAUUCCACUGUUGGAGGUCAUCAAGACAACAGCAAUGUGCAGCCAUUUGUUGUUCACACUCAAGAGGGUCCAGUUGCUGUGGCUCACAAUGGAGAAUUGGUCAAUGCAAAAUCCUUGAGAAAACUGGUUUAUUCAAAAGGAGUUGGUCUGGCAAGAAACUUGGGCAUUGGUCACACCAGAUAUUCCACUGUUGGCGGUCAUCAAGACAACAGCAAUGUGCAGCCAUUUGUUGUUCACACUCAAGAGGGUCCAGUUGCUGUGGCUCAUAAUGGAGAAUUGGUCAAUGCAAAAUCCUUGAGAAAACUGGUUUAUUCAAAAGGAGUUGGUCUGGCAAGUUUGUCAGAUAGUGAACUGAUCACCCAGUUGAUCUGUCUGCAACCAGAAUCUUCAGAGAACAACUGGCCAGACAGGAUCAAAACACUGAUGCACAUGUCACCAAUUUCAUACUCUUUGGUCAUCAUGCACAAUGACGCCAUCUAUGCUGUGAGAGAUCCUUAUGGAAACAGACCUCUGAGCAUUGGAAGGAUAUUGAAGAAUGGCUCAGUUUCAAGGAGUUCAUCCUUCUUGUUCAAAAUGCAUGAAAAUCCUGACUCUGCACCUGCAACCAAUGGAAAUGCCACACCAUUGAGCCCAGAUACAGAGGAAACUGAAGCUUGGGUAGUGGCAUCAGAAUCUUGUGCCUUCAGGGCUGUUGGGGCAGAGUUUGUGAGGGAAGUGGCCCCAGGUGAAAUGGUAGAAGUGUCCAAGUAUGGUCUGAAGUCAACCUUCCCUCUGGGUGAUGCAACACCAAAUCCCAGCUCCUUGUGCAUCUUUGAAUAUGUCUAUUUCUCAAGGCCUGAUUCAUGGAUGGAAGGGCAACAAAUUUGGGGUGUUAGAAGAAGGUGUGGGAUUCAACUUGCAAAGGAAUCGCCAUGCAAGGUGGACCUGGUGUCCACAGUUCCUGAGUCUGCUACACCGGCUGCCAUGGGGUUUGCAGAAGCCUGUGGUAUACCAUUCACUGAAGUGUUUUGCAAAAAUAGGCAAGUUCACAUCAGAAUAGCCUCACCUCCCAUCAAGUUUCCAUGCAGAAUGGGGAUCCACAUUCCAACCAAAUCUGAAUUGAUUGCCAAUAACAAGGAAGCUGAUAAAUUGGCUGAAGAAAUUGGUGCUGCAAGUUUGAAAUAUCUCACAGUGGAAGGGCUGGUUCAAGCAGUGUCCUCACAUGCAAAGCCUCAAGGAGCGACACCUACGCCUUUUGCAGUGGCCUCAAAACUGAAAUCCAUCUCUGAAAAUGGUGCCAUUCCCAAGUGUCUCAAUGGUGCCAGUAAUGGUUCAGGGGAGAAUGGCAACAAUAAAUGCUGCAGCACAGGCCUUUCAAGGCAAGAUUCUGGUGAUCCUCAGACUGCUGGGUAUUGCACUGCCUGCUUGACUGGAAAAUAUCCUGUGGCUCUGGAAUGGUGA